Peronospora matthiolae is the source of this 606-nucleotide messenger RNA. The record is from the annotation of a GenBank genome assembly. Lineage: Eukaryota; Oomycota; Peronosporomycetes; Peronosporales; Peronosporaceae.
AUGAUCGCGACCAACAUGAUCAAGGAUGUGCGAGUCCCUCUCAAGUCGGGUGGAGCAACUACAUGUCGAGGAUGUCAACAAGGGAAUAUGGUCCAAAAACCAUUUCGAAGCAACCGAGACAAGCGCAGCUACGAUACGUUUGAGCUACUUCAUCUGGACAUCUGCGGGCCCAUGGAAAAGGAUUCGCUCGGUGGCAGCAAAUAUUUGCUGCUGAUCAUCGACGAAGCCAGUGGAUGCAUGAAGGGCUUUUGUCUACGAGUGAAGUCCGAGAGUGAAGACUACAUCCGGAAAUAUAUCACCAUGGUACAGACGCAAUUCUGUAAGAAGGUCAAGUUCGUGCGACACGACGGAGCUCGCGAGUUUGCAACCAACUCGCUUCAACUGUUCUACGAAGACGAAGGCAUUGAACAGCAGACAACGGUGCCGUAUGCACAUCAAACAAACGGAACAGCAGAGCGUGCCAUUAGGACUAUUGUCACGAUCGGCCGCAGCAUGCUUCAUCAUGCCAAACUGGACAAGUGUUUCUGGGCCGAAGCAGCGAUGACGGCCAUCUACGUCAAGAAUCGACUGCCGUCACCUAAAGUCGUGCACAAGACCCCCGUUUGA